AUGACCAAGGAAUCGACACCAGCGCAGAAAGCGGCCAAAGCCCAGUCAAAUGCCAUUGUUUAUACCCCUCUCACAGUCGAGGUUCAACGUGGUGGAUCGUUGUUCGACCAAACAGCAAUCUAUCUUUCCACAUCAAGAUACAUCCCACAUCGUCUCAUCGAGGCGAGUAUCUUGCUGGCCGAGGUCUACCUCUUGAACGUUCCUGAAUGGAUCCUGGGCGAAAAGAACCUGGGUCGGCUUCCAGUCGAGAAGAGAAUCGAGAGCUCCAUCGCGGCAAGCAGGUUUGCUAUUGCGGACACGGUUAGCAAAGGUGGGCGACGCAAAGUCGCAGUCUUGACGGGUGGGGCGAGCGGAUUGGGUUACAUGACUGCCAUGGCUGUUGCUGAGGCCGGAUACCACCUUAUCAUUGGUGACAGAGCGACUGAGCUGGGUAUCCGAGCGGUGGAGGCGAUCAAGGCAAAAACAAAGAACAUGCAAGUCGAAUUUCUCUAUCUGGACCUCGGAUCCUUCAAAGACAUCCGAGAGUUUGCAGGAGAGAUCUCUCGGCGAACUGACACUGUCGAUCUUCUCAUCAACAAUGCGGGUGUAAUGGAUCUUCCAAAGUUCAGGCCUACGGCUGAAGGUCACGACAGUCAAUUUGGAAUCAACCACCUGGGACACUUUUACUUAACCAUCCUCCUGCUCCAACUCGUCAAGAGGGCCCCCAAGGCGCGUAUUGUAAUGACAGCCUCAUCAGCACACUACGGCACAUCGAAGAUCAACUACCCAGGAAUCACCUCAGCCAAGGCCUACGACCGCAUCAACAACUAUUGUGGUUCCAAGCUGGCGACAGUCAUGUUUGCCCGCGCCCUGGCACGCUCGCUUGCCAAGACCAACCCCGAUAUCACGGUCAACUGUCUGCACCCUGGUGCGUGCUAUACCAAUCUCUUCAAGUCCUCGUGGCUCCUCUACAUUUUGACGACGAUCGGGUUCCAGCAUCUUUUGCGGUCUCCUGCCCGAGGCGCCAGGACGCUUGCGUAUCUGUCGUUGAGUGAGGAGGUUGAGGGUAUCUCGGGCGAGUACUGGUUUGAUGAGAGGAUCCGACAGCGCAACCCUGCGUCGAAUGAUGUCAAGAGCCAGGAGGAGUUGGUUCGGUACAGUUAUGCUGCCCUUGGAAUGCCUGAGGACACGCCCCUUUGA
Messenger RNA from Linnemannia hyalina, 1179 nucleotides. The record is from the annotation of a GenBank genome assembly. NCBI's taxonomy places the organism in Eukaryota, Fungi, Mortierellomycota, Mortierellomycetes, Mortierellales, Mortierellaceae.